UCACAUGCGGAGGUUGGGCCCACCAGUUCCUGAGGGUUCCUGACAGCUGACGCACCAUGCGGCUGUUGAAGCAAGUUCACAAAAGCCGUUGAUUCUGGACGUAACGGGGAAGGGAGACAGUGGUCUGCAUUCUGCAAGUUCACUUCUUCGCUUUUACCUCCUGGGGUUUCGAAGGUGAGCCAUGGAUCCUCCAGCUGCGCCAAGCCCAACUGCGACUCAGCGUGAUCAAUGGAUCGUAGAAUCUCAGGUCUACAAGAUAUACGAACACUUUGCCAAUAUUCCUCCCAACGCCCAAUCCGUCAUGCUGGAGCUGCAGCGUGAUAAACACAUGGAGUUCCUGGAAAAAGGUCUUAGACAUCUGGGUUCUGCGUUUUGCGUUUUGGAUGCCAAUCGACCCUGGCUAUGCUACUGGAUCCUUCACUCCGUUGCUUUGCUGGGAGAAUCGGUUGAUGAUGAACUGGAAAAUAACACCAUUGAUUUUCUUAGUCGUUGCCAGGAUCCAAAUGGUGGGUACGGUGGGGGACCUGGCCAGAUGCCUCAUCUUGCCACAACUUAUGCUGCAGUCAAUACGCUUAUCACAUUGGGUGGUGAGAAAGCUUUGGCGUCAAUUAAUAGGUGUGAACAUGUUAUUUUUUUAUAUAUAUGAUAUUCUCAGAGAUAAAUUGUCUGGGUUUCUACAUCGGAUGAAACAGCCAAAUGGGGGAUUCAGGAUGCAUGAUUUAGGAGAAAUUGACGUUCGAGCGUGCUACACUGCCAUUUCUGUUGCAAGUGUUUUGAACAUUCUGGAUGAUGAACUGAUCCGUAAUGUUGGAGACUUUAUUUCAAGCUGUCAGACAUAUGAAGGUGGCAUUGGUGGGGAACCUGGUUCUGAGGCUCAUGGAGGGUAUACGUUUUGCGGAUUAGCUACGAUGAUUCUGAUUGAUGAAGUCAAUCGCUUGGAUCUGCCUCGUUUAACUGAGUGGGUAGUAUUCCGGCAAGGUCGGGAGUGUGGAUUUCAGGGGAGAACUAAUAAAUUGGUUGAUGGAUGCUACUCUUUUUGGCAGGGUGGCGUUGUUGAUCUAUUGCAAAGAUUAUAUUCUAUUAUUGAGAAAAAAAUGGCAACCUUAGCAGCUCAGAAAAGUGAUUGUGCUGAUGAGUGUUCACAGAUUCCUACAACAUCUGACAGAUUGGAAGGUGUGAGGAGGUCCUCUUGGGUUAAUUUCAACAACAUCGGUUGUAAUUUUCUCAAGGGACCCAGAGCAACGGAGCCUCUUUUUCACAGCAUUGCCUUGCAGCAAUACAUUCUUCUAUGCUCACAGGAGCUAGAGGGUGGAUUGAGAGACAAGCCAGGCAAGCGGAGAGAUUAUUAUCAUACAUGUUACUGUUUAAGUGGGCUUUCAUUGUGUCAGUAUAGCUGGUCAAAGGACCCAGAUUCUCCACCGUUGCCCAAGUCAGUGUUGGGCCCUUACUCUAACCUCCUUGAACCCAUCCAUCCCCUUUUCAAUGUUGUCUUGGAUCGAUACCACGAAGCCCACCAAUUUUUCUCUGGCUUCUCCUGACGGUUGACCACGUUUUAUUCUGUUAGCUAUAACUGGAACCCUGUAAUUUUUAGGCUGCAAAUUGCUUGUUUUGAGUUUCCCAUUGGAAGAAAAACAUUCUAUGGUUAUUAGCAGCUUUAUCAACUGUUUGGUACGUUACACGAAUCUUAGAAAUGAGUUACGUUG
Molecule: messenger RNA, 1703 nt
Organism: Neltuma alba
Lineage: Eukaryota; Viridiplantae; Streptophyta; Magnoliopsida; Fabales; Fabaceae
Product: protein farnesyltransferase subunit beta
Exons: 14
Coding region: 384-1538 (384 amino acids)
Biological process (GO): protein farnesylation
Cellular component (GO): protein farnesyltransferase complex
Molecular function (GO): protein farnesyltransferase activity
Source: RefSeq, a predicted model, not a curated record